AUGGGAAACCGUGGCAUGGAGGAGCUGAUCCCGCUGGUCAACAGACUGCAGGAUGCCUUCAGCGCCAUCGGACAGGCCUGCAACCUGGACCUGCCGCAGAUCGCUGUGGUGGGCGGCCAGAGCGCAGGGAAAAGCUCCGUGUUGGAGAACUUUGUGGGCAGGGACUUCUUGCCCCGUGGAUCUGGCAUUGUCACUCGUAGGCCCCUGGUGCUGCAGCUUAUCAGCUCAACUGCAGAAUGGGCUGAAUUUCUUCACUGUAAAGGGAAAAAAUUCACAGACUUUGAUGAGGUCCGCCAAGAAAUCGAGGCUGAAACGGACCGCGUCACAGGAGCCAACAAAGGCAUCUCUCCAAUCCCCAUCAACCUAAGGGUCUACUCUCCUCAUGUGCUGAACCUGACUCUGAUCGACCUGCCGGGGAUCACUAAGGUCCCUGUGGGAGACCAGCCAGCCGACAUCGAGCAACAAAUCCGGGACAUGAUCAUGCAGUUCAUCUGCAGAGAGAGCUGCCUCAUUUUAGCAGUGACCCCUGCCAACACUGACCUGGCCAACUCAGACGCCCUAAAACUGGCCAAGGAUGUGGAUCCACAGGGUCUUAGAACUAUUGGAGUGAUCACUAAACUGGAUUUGAUGGAUGAAGGAACAGAUGCUCGAGACGUUUUGGAGAACAAGCUACUUCCACUGCGACGAGGUUAUAUUGGUGUAGUGAAUCGUAGCCAGAAGGACAUAGAUGGAAAAAAAGACAUCAAGGCUGCCCUGGACGCUGAGAGGAAGUUUUUCUUGUCCCACCCAGCCUAUAGGCAUAUGGCUGAAAAAAUGGGUACACCACGCCUGCAAAAAAUUCUCAAUGAGCAACUCACCAACCAUAUCCGGGACACGCUGCCGGCGUUCCGCAGUAAACUCCAGUCCCAGCUGUUGGCUUUGGAUAAAGAGGCAGAGGAAUACCGAGGAUACCGACCCGAUGACCCAUCCCGCAAAACCAAGCAGCUGUUGCAGAUGGUGCAGCAGUUCUCAGUAGACUUUGAGAAGAGGAUUGAGGGUUCUGGUGACCAAGUGGAUACAGUGGAGCUGUCUGGAGGUGCCAAAAUCAACCGCAUCUUUCAUGAGCGCUUCCCUUUUGAACUGGUCAAGAUGGAGUGUGAUGAGAAGGAGAUGCGACGUGAAAUUAGUUAUGCCAUAAAGAACAUCCAUGGUAUCAGGACUGGACUGUUCACCCCAGACAUGGCGUUUGAAGCCAUUGUGAAGAAGCAGGUGAUAAAGCUGAAGGAGCCCUGUGUGAAGUGUGUGGACAUGGUCAUCCAGGAGUUGAUCAACACUGUGCGCCAGUGCUCCAACAAGCUGGAAUGCUUCCCCAGACUUCGUGAAGAGACUGAGAGAAUUGUCACAACCCAUAUUAGAGACAGAGAGAGCCGGGCUAAGGAACAGGUGUUGUUACUGAUUGACAUUCAGCUUUCAUACAUCAACACCAAUCAUGAAGACUUUAUUGGAUUUGCCAAUGCGCAGCAGAGGAGCAGUCAGACCAACAAGAGCCAGGGUGCAGCAGGGAAUCAGGUAAUCCGCAAAGGUUGGCUGACCAUCAACAACAUCAGCAUCAUGAAGGGCGGAGCCAAAGAAUACUGGUUUGUUCUGACUGCAGAGAGCCUUUCCUGGUUCAAAGAUGAUGAGGAGAAAGAGAAGAAGUACAUGCUGCCCCUGGACAACCUGAAGGUUCGUGAUGUGGAGAAGAGCUUCAUGUCGAGCAAGCACAUAUUCUGCAUCUUCAACACUGAGUCAAGGAAUGUCUACAAAGACAAUCGUACUUUAGAGUUGGCUUGUGAUUCUCAGGAUGAUGUUGACAGCUGGAAGUCCUCUCUUUUACGUGCAGGUGUCUAUCCUGAAAAGACUGUAACUGUUGAGAGUGAGACCACUAGCUCCACAGAUAACUUCUCAAUGGAUCCUCAGCUGGAGCGUAAAGUGGAAACCAUCCGUAACCUGGUGGACUCCUACAUGGCUAUUGUGAAUAAAUGCAUAAGAGACCUGAUGCCAAAGACUAUCAUGCAUCUCAUGAUUAACAAUGUGAAGGACUUCAUCAAUGCAGAGCUCUUGGCACAGCUGUACUCGGCGGGUGAUCAGAACGCCCUCAUGGAUGAGUCACAGGAGCAGGCCCAGAGGAGAGAUGAGGUGCUGCGAACCCACCAGGCUCUGAAGGAGGCUCUGGCCAUCAUUGGAGACAUUUCCACCACCACUGUUACCACACCUAUGCCUCCACCCGUUGACACUUCCUGGAUGGGUGGCAGUCGCAGAUCUCCUCCCCCCAGCCCCACUGCUCCCCGAAGGAUGUCUUCAGGCCAGCGUCCUGCUCCUCGAGGGGCUCCCCCGCCACCAAAUCGCCCUGGACCUCUGGGACCUUUCAAUAAUAGCGCUGAAAGCCCCCAGGCACCAAGCCGUCCCAACAGGGCUCCCCCGAGCAUCCCCAGUCGACGACCCCCUCCAUCUCCGACAAGACAAGCCCCUCCAUCUUAAACUUCUGAAGGGAUGGUCUGUUCCCUUAUCUCAUGCUCUCUGUCCCCCUCUAUCUUAGCCAUGGCUCUGCUGUUUGUGUCUUUCCUUAAUGCAGACACUCAAGUCUUUACCCCACUGACCCUCGAUUUCCUGCCAGGUGACGAUGUCCAUAUAUCUAUGUACAGUAUGGUACUUGUCUUGUGGUGUAUAUGUAUGUUGCGCUUGUUGCUCACCUGUGGUCCAGGUUUGCUUUGCUGGAUCCUCCUUUAGCCCCCCAAACCCUUUGCCAAGACCGUCACCUCCACCCCACUUGCUGCUUCUCCAUGAAAAUAUGCUCAGCAGUCGCACUGCCCUCCUCAUUCCAAAUGCAGCAUGGCACAUAAGCUGCUUUUAUUGCAUGGAAGUGUGUGUAUGUAGAGUGUGUAUGUGUUUGUGUGUAUGUAUAAAGGGGAGGGAUGAAUUGGCCUAGGUAUAGGCUGAAAUUGAUUUAGUAUUGUAUUAAUUUAUUGUAUAUCACCCUUAAGUGUUAAUUAUCAGCUUAAUGUUCUCCUAGGAACACAAGUUGUAUCUUAGUAUGUGAGUGUAUAUAGAGUAUGUGUUUGUGACAGAUUCCAUAGAUAUAAGACAGUCGGAUGCUACAUUCACCUUGUUCAAACUUACCAGAAGGUGCUCAAAUGGCAGCCAUAUUAGGAAGGUAACAUUAAAAAAGCAACAGUAGCUGAAUAGGUUCCCAAACAGUCUCCUUUUUGAAGUUUAUUAACUCAAUGCUCCUAUAAUGUUUUCCCAUGUCUGGCUGUCUCCAAAGAAAUGUGUAAUGUGUGGGUGAAUUGAUGGCCAUAGACAAUGAAUGCGAGAGAAUGAGUGUGUAUGUCUCUGUAUGAGCCAAGUGGAUGAAAGAUGUGAACAAGCCAGCCAUUUUGGUGUUCCUGUCCUGGUCCCAUAGUUAAUUUUCUGUGACAAAAGGUGCUUUUAUUAUUAAAAGUUAGGUUAGAGUUAGGUCUAACUCUAAUGCAUAUCAGUCUUAAAAUAACCAUGCACCUCUGGUAUGAUUUUUAUGUGGGAUGUUGCCUAUAAUCUUCAAUAUAACUAGAAUUUGUUCAGUUUCUUCCUUCUGAACAGAUUUUAUUAGACCUGUGCCAUAACUGUCUUAUACCUACAUCUACUACAUCCAUAAAUUCACAAAUGAUAAAAAUAUAUCUAGACUACUGCGUUGAUGUCUUCCUGAAUAUGGCAGCUAUAGACACAGGCUGUCAGAAUGUGGCAUCUCCUGCUCUGUAUCUAUGACCACCACAAUGUACAUGAGUGUGUGUGUGUAUGAGUGUGAGUGUGUUCAGACCUGGGUGCAUGUGCUGUCUGUCUGCACGUUUGUUGGCGUUUCAGUUGUGAUCGUUUUCAUGAAAGCUGUUAUUGAUGAACCAUAAGACCCUUGAGGUAAAAAUAUAUGUUGGACUUUUGUGAGUUGUUCCUGUGUUAUAGUAGCAGCCAUACACACAUAGCGAGGCUGAGGAGCACCUAUAGUAUUCUGUACAUGGAACAGCAUCAAUAAUAAUACAUAUAACCAAACCUCGAUGUCCACCUGUGCUGUAUUAUUGGUCAAUUUAUGACCCUUAACAACCUUAUGCUUUGAGUCAGAUUCUGACUGUCAAGAUUUGUAGAGAGUGUUUUAUUAACAAGUUCCAUUAAGCCUUUUUCUCAGGUUUGCGACUCCAUGCACGCCAUAAACAGGCUAUUACUUUAUCAGUUGUUUUUGCAUCACAAUGAAAGCAGAGGGAUCAGUCAGUGUCUGCCUUAAAGCUAUAGGCAGCAUUGUCAGUUUUCAAGUGCUUCUCUGUCUGUCUGUUAUUGUGUAUGUGGGCCUAAACUGUGUCCUAAUGUAUAUAGGUAAUGAUAUAAGAGACAUGUGGAUCGUAAAGACCUCAUCAAGGACCCUAGCGCUUUAAUUGUUCUAUGUCUCACUAAAUUGUCUAAUUUAGGCAGCCUUAAAUGGCAUCAAUAGCAAUUCUGUAUUGCCAAAGCAUAUGUAGUCAGAGAAUAAAAAAAUGUUAUAAAACAGCUGAAGACCAAUAGUGAAAUGGUUCCAGUUGUAGUUAAGGUGGCAUAUAGAGCAUAUAAUGUUUAA
This is a messenger RNA of Boleophthalmus pectinirostris (great blue-spotted mudskipper), 4597 nucleotides long. RefSeq names its product dynamin 3b (gene dnm3b). Lineage: Eukaryota; Metazoa; Chordata; Actinopteri; Gobiiformes; Gobiidae. The transcript has 20 exons. The coding region runs from base 1 to 2499 and encodes 832 amino acids. Gene Ontology annotation, cellular component: microtubule; cytoplasm; membrane. The record is from RefSeq and is a predicted model, not a curated record. Gene Ontology annotation, molecular function: microtubule binding; GTPase activity; GTP binding.